AUGGGUCUAUCUAGCCUGUUAUCUUAUACUUUUGUUUGUGAUCUUUUUCUGCCUGGUACUAAAAUAUGGAAUGAGCAACUAAUUUGUUCUAUUUUUAAUCAUGAUACCUCUAUUGCUAUCCUAAAUAUGCAUAUUCCUCCUACUGAUGAAGAUUAUUUGAUUUGGAAACCUGACAGAAGAAGUAGUUUCACUGUUAAGAGUGCUUACAAUACUCUUUGUGCUAGUUCUGUUAAUAAUGCCAUUGCUAGUGAUAACAUUCCUAGACAUGUUUGGAAACAUCUAUUGAAGUACAAAGUCCCUCACAAAGUACAACUUUUUGUCUGGAUAUGCUUGAAAAACAUUGUUCCUGUUAGAGCCAAACUUGCAUGUUAUAACCCUGAAGUAGAGCCACACUGUAAGUUUUGUAAUAAUAGUCUUGAAACUAUUAAUCAUUUACUAGUUGAAUGUGACUAUGCUACUUCCAUAUGGAAUGCCUUAAAUGUUGAUAUUACCACUGACAUUCAGCAUUAUAAUUCUUUUCAAACUUGGGUAGCUUCUUGGUUCAGUGCAGGUGAAGAACUCCAUAAUAAUAACAGGAAUGAGGGAUAUGUGAUUAAAUUAAUGUGUACUAUAUGGUAUAUUUGGAAAGACAGGUGCAACCUAAUUUUUCAGGAUAUUCCUCCUAAUAAGAACAUCACUAUCUCUAGGAUACAAUAUUUAACUCACCUUUGUAAUCAUGUUGUUAUUCCUACUUCAGUUAACAGACAAUGUAGUACUCUCAACAAGGAUUGGAUUCCUCUAGAAGAGGGAUUUCUUAAGCUGAAUAUAGAUGCCUCUUACAUGUCUGAAACUAAGAAAGGUAGCAUUGGACUGAUGGUGCGUGAUCAUGCAGUAGGGGUGAAAGGUUUCAAACUGGAGGAAGAAGUGGAGGCAGAUGUGGGAGCUGAACAUUUUGAAUGCAAAGCUCUUUUCAUGGCAGUGGAUUGGAUGAAAAGAUGGUUAUGA
This is a messenger RNA of Papaver somniferum (opium poppy), 984 nucleotides long. RefSeq lists its product as uncharacterized. The transcript has a single exon. Bases 1 to 984 code for a protein of 327 amino acids. The record is from RefSeq and is a predicted model, not a curated record. NCBI's taxonomy places the organism in Eukaryota, Viridiplantae, Streptophyta, Magnoliopsida, Ranunculales, Papaveraceae.